GUUUUGUUGUUUAAAUAGAUUUUCAUUUUUAUAACUGUAUUGUGAUUAUAAUAGUUAGCAGUCAGGAGACUAUAAUUAACGGCACAAAUGAAUUAGAAAACGUUCCGUUAAUUUCUGGUCUGAAAUCAAAUUACAUGUUAGGAGACUAUCUGAACGUUAACUGCACUAUACGUCAAAUGAUUUAUGAAACAUCUCAGCCCCGACUCGAAUGGUUUAUUCAUAAUCAAAAGGCCACACAACUUAGCCGGAGCAAGAUCCUCAACUCCAAGCCAGUCAAGACAAAUGAUGCCCUCUCUGUCAUAAUUAAUGUUAAUCACAUAAUA
Molecule: messenger RNA, 323 nt
Organism: Oppiella nova
Lineage: Eukaryota; Metazoa; Arthropoda; Arachnida; Sarcoptiformes; Oppiidae
Source: the annotation of a GenBank genome assembly